UCGCUCUCAUAUAUUCGCAUUUUACGAUCAGCUGUUUUUUUGUUCAAGGUUUCUGACGUUUCUUAUAUCGAAUAACCUGAAAAUUAGAUUGGAGCUAUUUUCAGUAAAAAAAAGGGAAGAAAUAUAUUUCUCACGAGUGGAUUAAUUGGUCAUAAAUACAGAAAUAUCUAUCGUAGGAGUAAACAUAUUAUGUAUGUGUCAUAAGAAUCUAGGCUCCUGAUUAUUCCAGUAUGUUUUUCCACGUUUAAUUCCAGUAUGCUGUUAAUAACGCGUGACGAAUGCGUUUUAUAUUGCGUAAUUCAAUAACGUAGAAUUUUAUGUGAUGACAAUUUGAAGAGAUAAGCUUGACACAACGUAACUUGUCAUAUACUUAAAGAGAGUGUCAGUCAUGGCAUAUCCGAACGCAAUGUAUGGCUCAACUGAUCCUGGAUCUGAGGUACAUCCGGAUGUUCAACGAUGGUUCUCCACGGUGGAUAAAGAUGGAAGUGGUCGAAUAACAGCUACAGAAUUGCAAUCAGCAUUAGCUAAUGGUCAAGGAGGCACUUUCUCCGACACAGCAUGCAAGCUAAUGAUCGGUAUGUUUGAUAAAGAAAAGAAUGGGACUAUAAAUAUAUCAGAAUUUCAAGCCCUCUAUAAUUAUAUAAAUGCUUGGCUUGGCGUUUUUCGUGGUUUUGAUCAUGAUAAUUCAGGCAGUAUACAAGAGAAUGAAUUAAAUGCAGCUUUAACACAAAUGGGUUAUAGACUUAGUUCAGAGUUUAUUGAAUUUCUCAUAAAGAAAAGUGAUCUUCGUGGUCAUCAAUCCAUUACUGUUGAUCAGUUUAUAGUAUUGUGUGUUCAGAUACAAAGAUUUACAGAGGCAUUUAGGACAAGAGAUACAGAUCAAACUGGGACAAUUACCAUUAGUUUUGAAGAUUUCUUGGGAGUAGCUCUUAGUUGUAGCAUAUAAAUAUCUUUCGAUUUAAUGAUUGAAACAAUUAUCACACUUGGUUUUCAGAAAUAUAUUUGUAUUUAAGAAUUAUUCCAAGUAUUUUCAACUUGCUUGGCGCUUUCAAGCUUUCCAUGCCUAAUUGUAAGUUAUGCUUAAUUGUCUGAUGUCCUUAAGAUAAGCCAUAGGCUUGCUAAUAAAUAUAAGAAGCGCUAAAAUUAUUUA
Messenger RNA from Nylanderia fulva, 1150 nucleotides. It is a transcript of the gene Pef, whose product is annotated as penta-EF-hand domain containing protein peflin. NCBI's taxonomy places the organism in Eukaryota, Metazoa, Arthropoda, Insecta, Hymenoptera, Formicidae. The record is from RefSeq and is a predicted model, not a curated record. Gene Ontology annotation, molecular function: calcium ion binding.